Colletotrichum fioriniae is the source of this 1644-nucleotide messenger RNA. Its product is annotated as Glycerol kinase. The record is from RefSeq and is a predicted model, not a curated record. NCBI's taxonomy places the organism in Eukaryota, Fungi, Ascomycota, Sordariomycetes, Glomerellales, Glomerellaceae. Gene Ontology annotation, biological process: glycerol metabolic process; triglyceride metabolic process; phosphorylation. Gene Ontology annotation, cellular component: mitochondrion. Gene Ontology annotation, molecular function: glycerol kinase activity.
AUGGCCGAGACAAGAGAAACCAAGCGCCCGCGUGUGGCCGCAGACCCGGCCGAACACCUCCCAGCCGGCAUCACAGAGACCCAAGAAGAGCUCAAAGAACACUGGUUCGUAGGCAGCAUAGACCAAGGCACAACCUCGACACGCUUCCUCAUCUUCAACGGCCUCGGCGACCCCGUGGCAAGCCACCAGAUCGAGUUUGAGAACCACUACCCGCACUCGGGCUGGCACGAGCACGACCCCCUCGAGCUCCUCUCCUCGGUCGAAGAAUGCGUCGAAAAGGCAAUGGCCCAGUUCGCUGAACAAGGCUACUCCGCCGCCAACAUCCGCGGCGUCGGCAUCACCAACCAGCGCGAGACCACCGUCCUCUGGGACGUCCGCACUGGCGAACCCCUCCACCACGCCGUCGUCUGGCCCGACACCCGCACCACCUCCCUCGUCCGCGAACUCCGCGCCCGCCCUGGCGCAGACGCCCUCCAGGACCUUUGCGGUCUGCCCCUGUCCACCUAUCCUUCCUCCGUCAAGCUCCGCUGGCUCCUCGACAACGUCCCCUCCAUCCGCGAAGCCUACGACGCAGGCCACCUCGCCUUCGGCACCGUCGACUCCUGGCUCAUCUACCGCCUCAACGGCGGCGCAGAUAAGGGCGACGACGCGAUCCACGUCACCGAUUCGACAAACGCCAGCCGCACAAUGUUCAUGAACCUUCGCACCCUCAAAUACGACGACACCCUCCUCUCCUUCUUCGGCAUCGACCAAUCCAAGAUCCACCUCCCCAAAAUCGUCCCUUCCUCAGACCCGACCGCCUUCGGCUCCUUUGCCCGCGGCGUCCUCAAGGGCGUGCCCAUCGCAGGCUGCCUGGGCGACCAAUCCUCCGCCCUCGUCGGCCAGUGCGGCUUCUCCCCGGGCCAGGCGAAAAACACCUACGGCACGGGCUGCUUCCUGCUGUAUAAUGUCGGCGAGGAGCCCGUCAUAUCCAAGUCGGGUUUGCUGGCUACCGUCGCGUACGAUUUCGGCAAGGGCAGGAAGCCCGUGUACGCCCUCGAGGGUAGCAUUGCGGUUGCGGGCUCGGGCGUCAAGUUCCUUGUCAAGAACCUUUCCUUCGUCGAGGACUCGUCUCGCAUUUCGGAGCUGGCCGAGACGGUUCCGGAUAACGGCGGCGUCGUCUUCGUGACGGCCUUUAGCGGCCUCUUUGCGCCGUACUGGAUCGACGACGCAAAGGGCACUCUGUUCGGUAUCACAGCCCACACCCAAAAAGGCCACAUCGCCCGCGCGACCCUCGAAGCGACAUGCUACCAGACGAAAGCCAUCCUCGACGCCAUGGCCAACGACUCGGGUCACGCCCUCGAGAACCUCGCCGUCGACGGCGGCCUCUCCAACUCGGACCUCUGCAUGCAGUCCCAGGCCGACAUCAGCGGCAUCCGCGUCAACCGCCCCGCCAUGCGCGAGACGACGGCCCUGGGCGCCGCCAUCGCCGCCGGCCUCGCGCUGGGCGUCUGGGACGAGCUCGAGGACCUCAAGCACGUCAAUCAGACGGGGCGCAAGAUCUUUACGCCCGCGCUCGACAGGGAGACGAGUCAAAAGAUGUUUAAAAAGUGGGAGCAGGCUGUCGAGAUGUCGAGGGGUUGGGUGCGUGAUAAUGCGGAAUAG